Molecule: messenger RNA, 1941 nt
Organism: Parastagonospora nodorum SN15
Lineage: Eukaryota; Fungi; Ascomycota; Dothideomycetes; Pleosporales; Phaeosphaeriaceae
Exons: 3
Coding region: 1-1830 (609 amino acids)
Biological process (GO): transmembrane transport
Cellular component (GO): membrane
Molecular function (GO): dipeptide transmembrane transporter activity
Source: RefSeq, a predicted model, not a curated record
AUGACACAGCCUCCGCAAUCUCCCACUCGCCAGAGCACGCCCGAGUAUCCCAACGCUGUUCACGACCAUGCACUGUUGAACAGCGACUAUGAGGGCAAGCCCACGCCUGAGGAACUCCUGACCCUCCGUCGUGUUGCUGGGCCUAUGCCCACUGUGGCCUACUUGAUCUGUGCCGUUGAGUUCGCUGAGCGCGCAUCCUACUACGGAGUGCAGCAACUCCUCGGUAACUUCAUCAACCGACCGCUUCCCAAGGGCGGAAACGGAUGGGGAGCUCCACCUCGUGGCACUCAGCAGACCGCUGGUGCUCUUGGCAUGGGAACCGUCAAGGCCAAUGCUGUCUCACAAUCCUUCCAGAUGAUGGUGUACAUCCUUCCCAUCUUCUUCGGUUGGUUGGCCGAUACUAAGACCGGUCGCUUCAAGCUCAUCUGCUGGGGUGUGCUUGUCUUUGGUGUAGCCCACGUCUUGAUGGUAGUCAGUGCUAGCAAGAGUCUGCUGGCUGAUGGAAGUGCCAAAACCCCCUUCUUCCUUGCGCUGUACAUUCUUGCUAUUGGAGCUGCCAUGUUCAAGCCAAAUGUCUCCCCCAUGCUUCUCGACCAAAUGACCACAAGGGUGCCGAAAGUGGUCACCACCAAGAAAGGAGAGAGAGUUAUCGAAGACCCAGAGGCGACUACUGAGCGCGUCAUGCUGUGGUUCUACCUCCUCAUCAACGUCGGUGGCUUCAUGGGUGUUGCAACCACUUACACCGAGAAGUACAUAGGUUGGUGGUUGGCUUUCUUGCUGCCACUGCUGUUGUACCUUCCCCUUCCCCUCCUGCUCUGGUUCCUCAAGAAGCGUCUUGUGCUCCACCCACCUGCCGGCAGCAACCUCGGUCAAGUCUUCAAGCUCUUCGGUGUCAUCUUCCGACGAGGUGGUCUUGGUAAAAUUGGUCGUGGUGGCUUCUGGGCACUUGGAAAGCCGUCAAAUAUUGCUGCCGCUGGUCUUUCUAUUCAGACAACUUGGAAUGACGAGUUCGUCGAUGAUGUCGCCCGCGCUGUUCAGGCUACCGGAAUCUUCUGCUUCUUCCCCAUCCAGUACCUCAACGACAACGGUAUUGGUGGCGCUGCCGGUUAUCUCUCGACUAUGCUCACCACCAACGGCGUGCCCAACGAUGUCAUCCAGAACUUCAACAGUUUGAGCAUCAUCUGCACUGUUCCCAUCUUCAACUAUGUCCUCUACCCCAGUCUGCGCAAGGCCAGAAUCCAAUACGGCCCGAUCGCCCGCAUCACCACCGGACUGCUUAUGUCAUCAAUCGGUGGUGUAGGAUACACUGUUCUCAACUACUAUGCUUACAAGCAGUCUCCUUGCGGUAAUUUCGGUUCCGACGACUGCGAGAUUGGCACCGGAGUCGCGCCUAUUUCCAUUUGGUACAUGGCCAUCCCCUACGCUCUCGGUGGUAUCUCCGAAGUCUUCGUCAACGUCCCCGCCUACGGUAUCGCUUACUCUCGCGCUCCCGUCAGCAUGCGUGGUUUGGUAUCUGCCAUCAACCUUUUCAACACCGGUGUCGCCUAUGCUAUCGGUCUUGCCUGCUCGGCCGUCAUUCGUGACCCGUACCUCACCUGGGACUUCGGUGGCCCAGCUAUCGCUGGUUUCAUCACUGCUGUGGUCUUCUACUUCACCUUCCGCAAGAUCGACAAGGAAGAGCUCGUUAUGCGCGACGAGUCGGACGUUGAUUACCACCUUGACUCGACGGGCACCAGGAGCGUUGUCCGUGCCAACUCGAUCAACGGUGAGGGUGUUAAUGUUGCUCAGAUCGCGAAGAACGAGGAGGUCAUGAUUUCGCAGAAGCAGUAGACGUUCAGCUUUGUGUAGUCGCAUGGACAAUCGAUUUGUACGGUUUGACGAUGUAUACCCUUUUAGUAGCUUUCUCAGAUGUAGCUUUGGAUAUAAUGCACAUAACUUUAU